Andrographis paniculata is the source of this 1963-nucleotide messenger RNA. RefSeq lists its product as uncharacterized. The transcript has 12 exons. Gene Ontology annotation, molecular function: promoter-specific chromatin binding; protein binding. Bases 285 to 1751 code for a protein of 488 amino acids. Lineage: Eukaryota; Viridiplantae; Streptophyta; Magnoliopsida; Lamiales; Acanthaceae. The record is from RefSeq and is a predicted model, not a curated record. Gene Ontology annotation, cellular component: nucleus.
UAUUAUUAGGAAGCAAUUUAAUAAUUUAAUUAAUUUUAGGGGAUGAACAGAUGCGACGCAGUUAGAGUUUGAUGUUGGGAACGAAAGAAGACAGCAGUACCUUCUUAAUCCAUACAGAUUCGCGUGCCGAAAGUCCAACUGUGAAUCAAGAAUCAAGAAGAUAUUUUUGUUAUACAGCGCAUUUAUCUUCAGCUUUCAAUUUCGCUCCCGAGUUUCCCGAUCUUCAUCAAGAAACGAAUCGGCGGUGUUAAAUUGAUGAUGAGCAGUUGAAAUUUCGUUCAACAAUGGCCGAUUCUACGACGGUCAACACUAUCUCGCCGAACGCGGACGAACCGAAGUCGGGAGACGAUGGAAAGAGGAACGAAGAUUUGGUUUCCGAUCCGGAAUUUUUUUGUUGUUUGCUUCAGCCUUCAACUCCUGAUUCAGAUCCCAAUUACAUUGGAAUACGUCGCCUCCUCCUCUACCGCAAGGCUCAGGCUGGAGUUCUCCGCCGCGAGAGCUGGAGAUGUAAUGGAAAAGGAUAUGUGGCCUACCGUAAUUACAUCAAUAGGCCAAGAAAUUCAGAGAGUUUGCGGACACCAAGUCGCACAAGCACUCCAGGCCACAGUGGACGAUGGGUACCAUCUCCAAGUCCACUUGCUCCACUUUUCGAGGGAGACAUUUGGAAUCCUAUUAAGGAAAUACGAAGUAACAGCCGAACACUGAGCCACAGCGCAAGCUUCAAUUCUAAUGCAAGUGAUAUUGACUACCCACAUAAAAAGAGUGAGCCUGCAUAUUCAUUUAUAGGGAUGCACUGCAUUUUUGACCAAUGCAAAGCCAUGGUUACGGUCAUAAAGUUUGGGCAUAUGAGCUCAGAUCUGCUUGCAUAUGGAGCGGCAGACGGAAGCUUGACUGUCUGCACUGUCUCCACACCACCAUCAGUUCUGCAUCAGUUAACAGGGCACACAAAAGAUGUCACAGAUUUUGACUUCUCAGCAAACAAUCAAUACAUUGCAUCUGCCUCGAUUGAUAAGACAGUUCGAGUGUGGGAUAUCUCAAAAGGCAUUUGCAUGAGGGUUAUCUAUGGUGUAUCCUCACAACUUUGCAUCCGCUUUCAUCCUGGGAAUAAUAAUUUUCUCUCAGUUGGGAACAAAAAUAAAGAAAUAAUGGUGUACAAUUUCAGUACGGGCAGAUCGAUCCAUAAGUGUACUUUCGAUAGUGAGGUGACAGCUAUGGACCACGAUCACACAGGUCAACUUAUCUUCUGCGGUGAUGCUCAAGGAUGUGUGUACUCGGUUACUAUGGAUUCACGUACCGGUGCCCUAUCACGUUCUCAUCGACACAGAAGUAAAUCCAAGCAUAAAUCUCCCGUCACAACCGUGCAAUAUAGAAUAUUUUCCUUGCUUGCACGGGGUCCAGUGUUGUUGACUCUAAGUCAAGAUGGAGAUUUGUCAUUCUUCAGUAUUUCUCUGGAGGUGCAAGGUUAUUUGACGCUACGAUGCGCGCUCAAAUUGGCACCACGCUUACACAGCAUCCGCGCCUCUUUUUGCCCCAUGCUUUCCCUCGAGAAAGGAGAAUUCAUAGUUGCCGGGAGUGAGGAUGCAAGUGUUUACUUCUACGACUUAACCCGCCCUCGACAUACAUGUGUAAACAAAUUGCAGGGUCACAGCUACCCGGUCAUCGGCAUAUCCUGGAACCAUGGCGAGAACUUGUUGGCAUCUUCGGACUUUGGCGGCACAGUCAUUGUGUGGAAGAGAGCUAAGACAAGUUGAAUGAACUGUAAGUCCUGUGGGGAAGCCUCUUGUGUUUAAAGUAUGUUAUUGUACACUAAAACCAAAUACGAUGAAAAGGUCAAAUUUUUAGGGGUAUAGGAAUUUGUUUAACCCUUGUAGCUAAUCUGGAAAAUAAAAUGUGGGCAAUACUGAAUGGAAAUAUACAUAUACAUACGUAUAUAUAUAUAUGCACGUUAUGAAUUGAGUUGUCA